AUGCUUGCAAACAUGGUUGAUGACUUGCAUCUCUAUGCCGCAAGUAAAACCGUGGCUGUGGCCUUUUUCUUCGCACGCCAUGACGUACCGGAGACCUUGAAAGCACGAACUGUCAUUGGAUCUCUCGUACAACAGCUUCUUGAGAGAGUUACGGAUUUUACGCACGUUUUUGAAGUAUUUGAAUCGACAUCCAGAAAGAAGCCCUUUGAACGAAUGCUCUGCUUGCUGGAGUCAAUUCUACGGCCCAAUUCCAAAGCCUUUAUUGUGAUUGAUGGCUUGGAUGAACUGAGCAACAGCGAAAGAGCAGAGACUUUGGUCUACCUCUUGACCAUACGAGAUUCAAUGAAUGUUUCUUUUUGCUUAUCCUAUCGUCAAGAGCCCAAUGCAUCGUUGAAGCUCAGAGCUGGUCUAGAACCAUUCAAUGCGCAGGUUUUUCCCAUACCUCAGAAUGACUUGGAGAUUGAGAGCUUCAUUACGGAGGAGCUGGGUAAGCGUGUUGAGAUGCAGAAGCUUAUAAUCAGAGAUCCACUUUUACCACUGGAAAUCCAAAAGACUCUUGUGAAAGGCUCACAGGGAAUGUUUCUAUGGGUAGCGUUGCAAAUCGAGUCUCUAUGUACAAUGGAGACAGAUGAGGAGAUACGCCAAGCUCUAGAUGAUCUCCCCAAAGAUCUAUCAGAGACAUUUUCGCGCUUACUCCAGAGAUCAAACAAAUCGGGGUCUCCAUACCAGAAGCGGAUAUUGGAGCUGGUGACCGUGGCUCAACGUCCAUUGACUGCCGAGGAGCUGCGUGAAGCCUUGAGUGUGACACCGGGUGAAACAAGUUGGAAUCCAUCUCGGCUGCUGAACAACAUCUACCACGCAUUGGAAUACUGUGGCGGUCUUGUCAUACUUGAUGAAGAGGAGUUGACCCUUCACCUUGUUCAUCAUAGUUUCAAGAAAUACCUGAUCAUAAAGACUAAGGGUCAGGCUGAUGGAGUGAUCGACAUUGUGAAUGCUCAUAAACGCAUGUCAGAUAUCAUCAUCACCUACAUGCAUUCCAUGGGGAUAACUAGAAAAGCGGUGACAAAAGAGCUGUUCCCUGAGCUGGACGCCGAGAAUGCCAUUGCUGGUAUCAUUCGCUCAACUCAAUCCUCUUUACGUGGCAGUAACAAAUUGGCAUUGAAGCUUCUUCGAUCGAAAACCCCGCUUGAGUUCAACAUGGGGAAAACGCUUGCGCAAGCGUGGAACCUCCGACAUACCCAAGAAGAUCAUACUUUAUUUGGUGAUUAUGCACAUACAUAUUGGCACUUCCAUAUCUCUUGGUCUUUGCCUCUUGCAUCUGAAAUCGAAUCCCUCUUCCAAGACCUAUGCGACAAAAACAUGCUUUCCAUCACCAAAGAUCCUCACCAUCUCCAGAAUCUGUUUCUGUUAGCUGUCUCGACCCGAUCUGUAGGAUUCGUGAAAUACCUCAUCAAGGCAUCAAAUGUCAACGUCAACUGCACAGACCCAGGACAAAGGACCGCUCUGCACAUCGCUGUCCUGCACAGAUUCAGUGAUAUAAUUACCGUGCUUCUGAGUUCGGAGAAUGUCGAUGUAGUGGCUACAGAUCGAAUUGGUGAAACUCCCUUGGAACUCGCGGCAAGACUAGGGCCAAGUUCAAUUGUGCUGCCAUUCGUGACUGCCGGUAAAUUUGAUUAUCGUCCACACGUUUUGGACCCCAUCGUCAAGAUGGCUGCAAACGAGGGGAACGAAUCAAUUUUGACCAAGCUACUCGAAUUUGACACGGGGUAUACUUCACAUGGGCAUCUCAAUUGGGUUGCAAUCCAAGAGGCAACAAUCUCGGGUCAUGUGAGGAUCGUCAAACAUCUCCUUCAAAAUGAUGGAACUCCAACAUAUAAGACUAUUAUGGGAGUGACAAAUCCCUUACAUGUAGCCAUACAACAUGGAAAGUACCGCAUCACCAAGCUUUUGUUACAAUCAGGAAAAGUUGACCCCUCCACGAUCGAUGACCAUGGAUGGAGUACAAUAUGCCUCGCCUUUUUUUACAGCAACACAUUCAUCAUCGAGCUGCUACUUAACAUGGAGGAACGAUGCCCUGGUGACCACGCCAUGGCUCUACAGAAAAUUCAUAAUGGUGCCACACCUCUCCAUUUAGCAGUUGCUCUUGGUAGCGUCGGAGUUGUGGAAACGGUUCUUGCUUCUUGCACCUUCAUCCCCUGCCUUCCAGAUUCGUGCGGAAAUACACCUCUGCAUUUGGCCUCUGCGGGUGAUUUGAACUACAUGGUGGAGAGUCUCAUACAAGAGGACCCCAACUUGAGACAUAACUAUGCAGAACUGCCCAAGUCUUACGCUGCUAAGUCUCAUCACUUUGAAGUUGCGCGGCUACUGAUUAACGAUCCCGAUGUUGACCUUUAUUUGAAUCAGAAGAACAAUGCAGGAGACACAGCAUUGCACUUGGCUGCUCGCUUCGGCAGGCACAAAAUCGUCAAACUAUUGACUAACAUCAGUAGCGUGGACCCUAAUCUGAGGAAUCAUGAUGGGGAGACUCCUUUGCAUUUAGCAGCUAGAAAUGGACAGUGUCGUGUGGUGGAAUUGUUGAUGGAGGUCUCUGGAAUUGCGCGGAGUCCUACAAAUUCCCAGGGAAAGACACCGUUGCAAUUGGCCAUUAAGUCUAUGCAACCCAGUGUUGUAAAGCAACUGCGCUCAUAUUCUACCCGUCAGAAUGUGUUGACCCUUGCAGGCCGCGAGAACGAAGAAGAAGAAGAAGAAGAAGAAGAAGAAGAAGAAGAAGAAGAAGAAGAAGAAGAAGAAGAAGAAACAAGCGAAUAG
Molecule: messenger RNA, 2808 nt
Organism: Penicillium daleae
Lineage: Eukaryota; Fungi; Ascomycota; Eurotiomycetes; Eurotiales; Aspergillaceae
Product: ankyrin repeat domain-containing protein
Exons: 1
Coding region: 1-2808 (935 amino acids)
Molecular function (GO): protein binding
Source: RefSeq, a predicted model, not a curated record